AUGUCAAAUACUUCACUCGAAGGGAAACUAAAAUGUUUGCAAGAACGUUUUGAAAAUGAAUUGCGUAUUCGUAGAGAGGGAGCUAUUCACAACCAAGGUGGACAUGGAGCCUCCAAACCCGGGAGUGCACGGAGGCCUAGGCCUCCGCCCAUGUUCACCAGCAGGGAGAUACCUGCAUUCCCACCAAGGUCACCACAGGCCACUGACACUGAGCACAGGAUGCGAGAGGUGUACAAGGUGAGCGGCAAACUGAACGUCGAAGGUGUAGAGUACAGGUCACACAUAGAUGACCUGCAGCAGUUGGGCGAGCUUGGCAGCGGCACUUGCGGCCAUGUCGUUAAAAUGUUCCACAAGCCCUCGGGGGCUGUUAUUGCUGUUAAGCAAAUGCGACGUUCAGGCAAUUCGGAAGAGACAAAGCGCAUCCUAAUGGACCUGGACGUUGUGGUCCGGUCUCACGACUGCCCCUACAUAGUGCGGUGCCUCGGAUGCUUCGUCACCGACGCUGAUGUGUGGAUCUGUAUGGAACUGAUGGCGUCCUGCUUCGAUAAGCUGCUGAAGAGAGUCGGUGCUCCGAUACCGGAGGCGAUAUUGGGGAAGGUCACCGUUGCUACGGUCAACGCGCUAUCGUACCUCAAAGACAACCAUGGGGUGAUACACAGGGACGUGAAGCCCAGCAACAUACUGUUGGACGAGCGUGGCAAUGUCAAGCUCUGCGACUUCGGCAUCAGCGGCCGCCUGGUGGACUCCAAGGCGAAGACGAGGAGCGCCGGGUGUGCAGCUUAUAUGGCUCCAGAGAGGAUAGACCCGCCGGACCCGAGCCGGCCGGACUACGACAUACGCGCGGACGUGUGGUCGCUCGGCAUCUCGCUGGUGGAGCUGGCAACCGGCGUGUUUCCCUACAGGGACUGCCAGAAUGACUUCGAAGUGCUCACCAGGGUGAUUGCGGACGAUCCCCCACAGCUGCCCGAGGACAGCGAUUUCACACCUGAGUUCAAAUCAUUCGUCUCACAGUGCCUAACAAAAAACUACCGCCAGCGGCCGAAGUACGCGAAGCUUCUGGAACAUCCGUUCGUUGUGAAAUCGGCGCGCAGCUCCAUAUCGGUCGGCGACUGGUACGCGACGCUGCCGUUCUGCGGCCAGGGGUCAAGUAAGGGCGGCUCGAGCCUCUCGGUGAACGCGAACGGCGACGCGCCGGCGACCCCCCAGCCGGUGAGGAACUUCGUCACCAGCUCGCAGCACUGGAUGGAGCAGGUCACACCUACGCCGGGGAGAGCGUGGUGGGCGAACAACGCCAGUCCGGGGGGCAGCAGCUCACAGCCGACCAGCUUAGAAGCGGAGUUAUCGAACCACUCCCCCUACCCGAGGAGAAGAACGAUAGACGCGUGUGCCUCCCCCCCUCCCGCGCCGGUGAGACGAGUUUCCACGGACAAUCGGUGGAGGGCGUCGCCUACCAGUUCUGGCAACACCAGUCCCAUAGUGCUGCAGCGGUUUUACCAUCAGAGCCAACAGAGGCGGUCGAGGGUCGACCUACACGCAACGCCGAGGCAUAGAAGUGUAAGCCGUGAACACAGCGCGGGGAGGUCUCCGGAGCCUCCGCCGCGGACGUCGCGACACAGUCGGACGCAAGCUAACGGCAGUAUGGACUUGGAGCCACCCCCACUACACGAUAGACUGCAUCCACCAUCACCCUUACUUCUUAACGACAGAUUAUCGGAAGGGCGAAGUCAGAGCCUGACGCGCGCGGAGGUACGGAACGGCUUCCGCGCCGAGCUCGCCGCGCCCGCGCACCCCAUCCCGCACAAGCACCACCACGACGAUCAGGCCAGCCUAUGACGUAUGUCAGAAGUCAAGUUAUAUCUCGAAAUGCUGCGCUUGCCACUCUAAUCAUUAUAUAUUUGUUUGGCAAAUUAUUAUCAUUGAAAACAUCUCUGUUACUGUAGGGAAACAUAGAUAUUAUUUUUGUAGAUAAAGACAUUAUGUCAGUUUAAAAUUUAUUUUAUUUUAGUAUUUAAUUGAUAAGUAUAUUUUACAGUGUUAGUAAUAACGUAGCUUACUAAAAAGACCUUAUUAUAUGUAAUUUUAUGUACUUUAUGUAUAUACUAUAAAUUCAUAGACAUUUUCUGUACAUCCUAAAAUAUAUAUAUUUUUGUAAUAAAUUUCAUUAAUUAAAAUAAUUUGCCAAACACUGUCACUCAUAAAGAUCCCUGUAUCCCUUACACCAUUAUGUAUAUAAGCAAGUUAAACAAAAGUAAAGAAACCGCUUUCGAUGAGAUUCCUCGCUUCAUGCAGCUGUGCUUUAGCUGUGGGAGAUAUAUAGAUCUGUGGAAGUACUCCUGUAGCUCUAACAAUAUAAAUAUUAACAAAUUAAGUAUAAUUGAGAUCAUAUUUUGUAAAUUGUGAAGUUUUGUAGCCGUGUAAGGGUGUGAUUAGGUUAAAAAACAUUAAAAAUGAAUUAUAUCUGUGUUUAUUAUGUUUAAAGUAAAUUGUGAUCGAUUUGUUUUUUAUUAUGAUGUUUUAUUGCCUUUCAUACAGUUCAAGUACAAUUCCAAGUUAAUUUAUAACUUAAGCCCUAAUAUAUGCCAAUAUUGAUUGGUAUCAAAAUACAAAAAUUAAUACCAACCACUCUUACAUGUAUGCAAAGUUAAUUUUGUAUAGCAAUAAAAUGUUUUUAUCUUUGAGACACGCUAUGGUAAUUGUCUUUGAAAUUUGAAUUUUGGUCCGCCAAUAGCGUGGUAGCAUUACAAAUUAGAUUAUCCAAUCCGAUAAAAGAUGUUUCGCUAUUGGUGAUUUGAUAACUUACAAGCUCUAUACACAUACUGAUAUCGUUCAGUCGUGUCUUAUUUAUAAAUAUUGGACUGUAUUUUUUUAAUAUUUCUCAUAUUAUUUACUAAUUCAUAC
Zerene cesonia (dogface butterfly) is the source of this 2898-nucleotide messenger RNA. It is a transcript of the gene hep, whose product is annotated as dual specificity mitogen-activated protein kinase kinase 7-like. NCBI's taxonomy places the organism in Eukaryota, Metazoa, Arthropoda, Insecta, Lepidoptera, Pieridae. Gene Ontology annotation, biological process: protein phosphorylation. Bases 1 to 1833 code for a protein of 610 amino acids. The transcript is spliced from 15 exons. Gene Ontology annotation, molecular function: ATP binding; protein kinase activity. The record is from RefSeq and is a predicted model, not a curated record.